CUAGCACUCUCUCGAGAAGCGGCGAUCCGUGGUUGCGCGGGACAAGGCUGCGCCUCCCGUCUUUCCUCCAGCGGUGUGUUGCAUUAGGACAUGCUUCUGAAAAGGCAGCCGCCCCACCAGAACAACUGCCAUGCCCGCAAAGCCACCCAGCUCGACGACGCCUACCCAGCUUGGAAACUGACCCUGAGAAGGAAGGGAGUCGCAGUCGACGCUUCGACAGAGCCUCGGUCUUUCUUUCCCGGAGGCGGUCGCCUGGCCAUGCUCGAGUGUCCAGCAUGGAUCGCGGAACGGGUCUCGCAUCACCGCCUCCAAGCGCGGUCCCAGCUGAGAGCGGCCAGGCGGCGCUGGGUCAUAGCCGGCAGGACUCUCCCACCGCAUGCAUUCAGUGCCGGCAUCGAGGUGUGCAGUGCGAUGGCACUCGUCCGGCCUGUCAUCCAUGUUCCGGGUCUGGCGGAGAGUGCGUCUAUGAGCCUGGAUCCGAACAGUCACGCUCAGCCGCGUACAAUGCAAAGCUGACCGAGCUGCUGGCCGAAAAUGCUUCUCUAGGCGCAAUCCUGAACAAGGUGACAUCAAUUCCCCAAGAAGACGCCAAAGAACUGCUACGCCAGUGGCGUGCCGGCGCUGGCAACGCUCAGCACGCGGAGUCGUCCCAUACGACCAUCGACGAGGCUGUUGACAAAACGAUACCGCGCGAAUCACAAGUACUGUGGCUUCGCCGCCCUGGCUGUCCACCGUUCUUGUUUCCUGCUGAAUCGACGUUUCGUAUCGCGGCUCAGGACUUCCUUAGUUCCACAUCGACUUUGCUUCACUUGGUGAACCCUAACGAUGUGGAAAGUUACCUUGCUGAGUUCGCAAGCGGCAUUGAGGAUACUCCCAAGCACCUUCUGGCUGAGAUGGCUGCGCUUUUUGCUGCCGCUGCACCGUUCUGUGCUGGUCUUGUUGUCAAAGACGUUCGAGAUGCAGUAGCCGGAACUGCCGUGAACUUGCUCCAUGACGUAUUCGAGAGCAACCCAAUCAGUGCCCUCAAAUCUACCUGCCUUCUCGCAAUCGCCUUCAUUAUCAAGAAGGCACUUAUUGCGAUGAAUUACAUUGACUUUGGAUUACGAAUUGGCGAGGCGAACCAACUGCACACUAGGCUGAAGCCACUGGGUAUGGACAGCGUGGUUUGGAUUCGUAGUAAGAAGAUUUUUCGAACCUUGGUUUUCUGUAAAAGCUGGCUAAGCACUACGCUCGGCUUUUUAAUUGACACGCCCUUUUCGAGGAGUGAAAGCCUAGGUACUAGCGUCCUCGAGGCUCAGGAAGGCGAUAUUGAAGACAUGGCCCAGAUGCAGAUUACCAAAAUGUCUAUUGUCAAAGCAAAGAUCUUUGCAUCAUUCAGGCAACCACACAUAUCUCCAACCCUCAUUUACGAGUAUCGAGCUGCUGUGAGCCAGUGGAAGGAAGAACUGCCGUAUUCUAUGCAGCUCGACAACCUCCUCCAGAUAGAGGAUCUACGUUAUCGUCGCAUACUAUACUCCACGCAUUUAGUAUACUUAUGUUCGAUAACUUUGCUCUACCGAUGCGUGCUCGUUGAGCAUGUUGAACGAAGCUCCCUUAGCGCACGUCCAGAUGACAACCUUUUUCAAGCCUCAAUGACUAUUGCCCAGGAGGGGUGUUUUUGUGCCAUUCAGAAAAUAAGAAUAGUCAACCUGCAACUAGAAGAAGGCACAAUGCUUCCGAAAUGCUGGCUUUGCAUGUUCUCCACAUACGUAUCAUGCGCCCUUCUCCUCCACGAGGCGUUCCUAAAGCUCUUGUGCACUCCGUACAGAGCAGAUGUCUCACGUGAAAUGGAAGCCGUUCAAAUGGGAUUAAAAAUCUUGAAGUUCUGUAAGACCCACAACGACAUUGGAGCCCACUUUUAUCGCACUAUUGCGACUUAUACCGCUAUAUUACAAGGAGAGCUUAAUGGAGUUAAGCAGCUAAUUACCCAAGCAAACAUCACGGAGGUUGGUCCCCAGACGCAGCAGUUCUUUCCAUUCCAAAUAACGCCACCAGGCGGAACAAUUAUCCAUCGAGCGUCUCGAGAUAUGAUCCGGAUUCUGAGUUAUCCUCUCGGAAGCACGUCCGAAGUCCAGCCUCACUCUGCUCGUGUGCCUGACGUGCUUGGAACCGCUGAGGAAGCCGUUCUCGGUCUGCAUCUAGACUGGAUGUGUGGUGGCCACCGGAAGGAGACAAAAUCCUAGCUUAUUCGCACUGAUCAGUGCCUAGAGGCGUCUAAUUUGAAUCCGAACUUGAUCGUUGAUUCAAUCCCACCUUUUGGCUGGUCAUGAAGUGCACAGACGAUCGCUUGCUCGGCAUUGAGUCUUCAGAAUGGGAUCUUGAGCUGUGAAUAAGUUU
Molecule: messenger RNA, 2376 nt
Organism: Verruconis gallopava
Lineage: Eukaryota; Fungi; Ascomycota; Dothideomycetes; Venturiales; Sympoventuriaceae
Exons: 4
Coding region: 276-2222 (648 amino acids)
Biological process (GO): regulation of DNA-templated transcription
Molecular function (GO): DNA-binding transcription factor activity, RNA polymerase II-specific; zinc ion binding
Source: RefSeq, a predicted model, not a curated record